UUUGGUUCAGCUGGCUGUCACCGUAGUGGAAGUGGGUUGUUUUGGUUUAGUGUAAACCGGUUCUGUACUGUGUAGUAAAGACGGUGGCAGAAUGUUUAGUGGUACAUAAAACCAAAUGAAAUGUGUAUAAAAGACGCGUAAAUCUUUUUGGCCACCUGCCGUCGUAUUCUUUUAGUGACUGCUCCUUUUGGAAAAAUGUCGGAAACCAACCCAGGGAACACGGUUGCGGAAGAAGAUGUACAGGAGCUUAGAGCCAGAAUGAAACUAAUUGCUGAUGCGGACCCAUCGCAGUACCAUAAUUCCUUUUCACUGAUGAGAUAUCUUCGAGCUUUCAAAACUGUUGACGCAGCCUUUCAGGCAAUUCUGAAAACCAACAAAUGGCGUAAGGAGUACGGUGUUGAAUUGUUAAACGAAAAAAAUCCAAUUAUCCAGAAGCAUGUGGAAGGGAAGAAAGCAAGAGUGCUGCGUCACAGAGAUGUCAGUGGGAGACCGAUUAUUUAUAUUCCAGCAAAAAACCACAAUGUUAAUGACAGGGACAUUGAAGAGCUGACAAAGUUUAUUGUUUUCUGCCUGGAAGACGCAUGCAAGAGGUGCUUUGAGGAGGUGAUAGACAACUUGUGCAUAAUAUUUGACUUGAAGGACUUUGGAAUAACGUGCAUGGACUACCAGCUCAUCAAGAACCUCAUAUGGCUUCUGAGCAAGCACUACCCUGAACGACUGGGCAUUUGCUUGAUCCUGAAUGCACCAGCAGUUUUCUCCACCUGCUGGCCAGUCAUUAGGGGAUGGUUGGAUGAGAACACUUCCAGAAAAGUUAAGUUUGUGGAUGAUAUAAAUGACUUAUCAACAUAUCUUAUACCUGAUGUUAUACCUGAAAAUAUGUAGAAUGAACAAGUAUCACUUUCCCAUAAAUGUCGAUUUCAUUGUUAUAGAAGUGCAUGGCAGCACCAGCCAUUCAUAAAAUUAUUUGAGCUCUAAUCAAAAACAGAUCAUUUCAAAAUAUUUUAAUGCUUACUCAUGUGAAUUUAUUUAAAGUACUGGCAGUUUGUCUCUCUUGCCCAUAUAUUGUGUUACAGUCUUCAUCAUCAAACUGUGUAACAGUAAAGCUAAUUUUUGUACUGUGUAGAUACCCAGGACAAAUAAGAACAUUUUAUAGUAAAACAUGAAUUCAGCAUUUAAGCAUUUCAUCAUUAUUGGUAUGCAUUAAUCCUAUAGAUCUUCAUGAGGAGGAAAAUAAAAGAAGUGUAAUAACUUUUAUUGUUUUGUGUAAAAAUUUCAGCUAACAUUGGAGAGUUGGUGAAGGCUUCAUCAGUAUAAAUUAAAUCAGUUGUGAAAUGCAAAUGAGUGCUUUUUUUUAGUUCCUGUAUUUUGCAUUUUAAUGGUGUAAUUAACCUAAACAUUUACUUGUAUCGAUGUUGUAGUUAUUUUUAGCAUUUUUUCUGUAGUAUCUUGUGUUUUCGACCCUCAGUGUUACAGUUUUAUUUGUCAUUGUACAUGCAGUUGCAAAUGCUUUUAUGGUGGUUUCGAUGUGGCCUUCAAAGUUUUGAAUAUUGUUGUUUUCUCUUGUAAUGAAGCAUGCAAUGUAUAGAUCAUUCCUUUUGUUUUAAUUUAGAGCCAUCUGUCAAAAGAAGACAAAAAAAUUCUGAAUACCACAGUCAGCAUCUCUUUCCAAAAAUGUCAUUUUUUAAAUUAAUGCUGAAGAGAAUAUGGUAUGGUGUACUUUUGUAUCUAAUCCAUGAGAUUGUUGCAGUGAUUUACAUAAAUUUGCGCUGAGACCGUAGUUUGUACAUUGUGUUUCGAAAAAACCUAUUUGUAGAAAUAGAAGAAAAAUGUUCAUAUAUCUUGCACUAAAACUUUAUUUACUGCUGUAUUAAUUUUUUUUAAGGGUCACUAUGUAUCAGUGUUGUGUAGGUAUAUGAUUCUGUAAGCUGUCACAUUACUAAGUAGUUGAUGACAUGUUUGCACAUAACAGGUGUUUUAGAUUUACUUAAUUUUUGUGCAAGAUAUUCUCUAAUUUUCCAGUUAAAUUUGCAAGUACAACGAAAUCCUGAAUUGAGCAGCAAAUAUUGAGUUGAUUGUACAUCACUCAGACAUUUCACUAGUUGCUGCGGAAGUAAUGACUGUGAAUUUCAGUGUAUUGGCAUGGUACUUUGACACACUAACUUGUUUCUUGCCUUCAAAAGUCUUUGGCAAAGACUGUACUUUUUAUUUUGUUAAAACUUCUAAUUUUUUGUUAACCAAAGAUUUUUUUCGUUGGUUAGGUUGAUUUUAUGAAUGUGAAACUGAACUCAAAUUCAGAGGUUGGGUUAUCAAAUGAAGUUGCUUGUUUGAUAGACCGGAUUUAGUACUGUGUAAAAUUUCCUAUUUGCACAUAAAAAAGACCUAAAAUGUAAAUAACUUUGUACAAAGGAAUUAUUUAUUUUAAUAUAAUUUAUUAAUGUUGUAAAGUAAUGUAACAGCUAUUGGUGCAUUUCAUGUAAACAUUGGAUGGCACUAUGUUUAUGAUGAGAGUAUAACACAGAAACCUGUGUGCUCCAGGUACCCAUAAUUCAGCUGUGAAUUAUUAUAGUAUAUAAUUUUAAAUGGUAAUAUAGCUUGCAAUUGACUUCCAAUGCCUUAAAUGAUUGAACUUCUGUCUUCUUGUGCAAUUUGUUGCAGCCAUUCCCUGUGAGUAUUAUUUCCCGUCCACAUAUAUAAAAUGAAUAUAGGCUUGUGAAUCUGUAUCAUUAAGAGCUUCCAUAUGUUCUUGUUGUGUGGGGUCAGUGAAAGAUUAACAUCUGUGUUUUCAAAAAGUUUGGAGACUCUCCAAUUCUCAGUAGAUUUGCAACAAAAUGAUAAUGAAAGCAAAAUGUUCCAUUUCAAGGAGGAAGGCUGAAAUGAAUGUGGUAGCCAAUAUCAUCAUUUCAAAUUAUUAUGAGAGACUUAUUCUUUUCUAUCUUUCUGGUUUAUAGCUGAACACUUCAGCUACAUAUCCAAAAAUGUAGGCAUGAAAAAUUUUGUGAAGUUCUCACUAUGACAGUUUUUAUGUAAUAUUACGAUAAAUUUUGCUAUAUCAUGGACCCGAUACAUGUAAUUCUUCCAUCAGUAGUUUACAUACUAUAAAAAUGUGUAAAUUGUUCUUUGAAAUUGAUGAAAAACAUCAUACUGUCUGUUGCUGGUGGGAGUAGUCAUAUUCAGUCCCUUCUGUGUAUUACAUAGAAAAUAUAUGCAUUCUGGAUCAGAAUUUUAUUCUCUUGAACUUUAUUGGUAAAAUGGACACGUCUUCCAGGCAGGUAUCUUUUUGGUCCAUGAAUUAUGAGACAAACCUGAUUUAAUAUAAAUGACUUGCAAUUUUUGUCUGUUAAUAGGGCAGGGUAAAUAACUUUUUACAUUUCUCUCGAUCAACAAGCUGACUGGCGUGAGGCCACUGGAAGGCAGAAUAGAGUUUUCAUGCCUUAUACCUUGUGCUUGCCAGCAGCCAUGUUUAGGACCAUAGUGGUACAGUACUGUGCAUUAGUUUGUGUCUCUUGAUCGAGUUGAUGCCAUUGUACAGGAAAUCAGGUACAACAUCUUGUUCAGUGUUUUGAUCUUUGUUUUUUUAUAACUUUAGGCACCAUCCAAAGAUAUACUGUACUAAACAGUGGAGUGUGUGGCUGGUGGCAGGCACUCUGUGUCAGAUAUGAACCUCUGCUGUGUCUGCUUGUGGUCUGGGGCAGUUAAUAUGUUAACUUAAUAACAAAAUAUUGGUUAUAUAAAAAUUGUAAUGAUUCAGCUUAGACUAUAAAUAAGCAACCUACUAAUUAGGUCAGAUCCUAGAAAAGGUUUUUACAAAACUGGCAUUGAACAUAAUGGUUCAUUAAAUCAACGUAAAUUGACAUUGAACGUAUGAGGCACUUUUUUAAAAUAAGUACCAAUUUUAGAAAAAUAAAAAAAAAUGCAAUAAUGCAACCCCUCUAUUUUUAUGUGAAAGAUUGGACCUUAAUCUAUUUUUCAACAUAAUUUUCACCUGUAUUAAAAGUGCUUAUUGUAACUUAUAACAAGUUUCUGGAAUCCUUAGAAAUCCCUCACCUGAUAUUUUUGUUUAAAGCAUUCUGUACUAAAGUUUUAAUGUCGUCAACUUCCUCAUAGCAUGGACUGGCAAUAUUGUCGUCUUCCUCACACUGCUGACUGGUAAGGUGCUUCUUUUAAAUACAAGAACAAAUGAUAGUCACUAGAUGCUAGAUCAGGGGUAUACUGAGGAUGGUCAAUUUAUUCCCAACCAGACACGAUCUUAAUGAGCCACACAGGAGCAGACACUGAUGUGGGGCUAAACAAGCCCUCUUUGAGUAUGCUCUGCCUUUUUU
This is a messenger RNA of Schistocerca serialis cubense, 4319 nucleotides long. RefSeq lists its product as uncharacterized. Lineage: Eukaryota; Metazoa; Arthropoda; Insecta; Orthoptera; Acrididae. Bases 196 to 882 code for a protein of 228 amino acids. The record is from RefSeq and is a predicted model, not a curated record. The transcript has 5 exons.